AUGCACAGAUCGUGCCUCAUUCGCCAAACAGAACCUUUUACUCGCACACUAUUCAGCAGUUCGACAUCGAAUGGCGGUGUUCCAACACCUUCUGGAACUCAACAACCAACGGGCGCCACAGUCGCAACAAGUUAUGGAUAUUUCGCCGAUGUUUUCAAGUCUUUUGUAUCCAAGGUUGAGAAUCCGCUGAAUUAUUUGAAUGUUGGAUCGAGUACGAGUAAAGAACCGGUUGUUGAGACAAAAGCACAGUGAGUUACUUGAAAAAUUUUGAAUUUAUGUAUAAAAAUUCUGCAGAGUGAUCCAAAAACUGAACGAAAACCGCGUUUCACGCUCCGAAGUCGCUUCCAAAACUCGUGGACUUAUCAAGAAAAUCCUACUGGCUGAAAGCGCGCAAAGUCGGCUUGUCAGAGUUCGCCAACUCAGCGAGCAUAUAAUGGAUUUUCCGCCGACUCGAAUUGUUGCCGCACAAAAUGCGAAGCUUAUUGCCGAGUUACUUGAUAUGGUUUUGAAUGAUUCGGAUACGAAUCUUCGAGAAGAAUCUCGACAAUGUUUGACAUUGAUUGGUGUGCAUCCUGCGCCAAAGGGGAGAGGUGUUAAUUUAUUAUCGAUUGACGGCGGGGGAACGAGAGGAAUGAUGGGUUUAGAGGUUCUUGAGCAAAUUGAAUCACUUUCGGGGAAAAAGGUUGGUAAACUUUGGUGAAAUUCACAAUAGAAUUGUUUUCUAGUAGUUUUUGAGACUAUUCCGAUGUCUCGCGCUCCACCGAAAUAAACACGCAACGCAGACCGCGCCGCGCCACACGAAAAAGGGAGGGAAUUUGAAUCGUUCGUGUGUGUUGUGGUGCGACGCGGUCUGCGUUAUGUGUUUAUUUCGGUGGAGCGCGUGGUACCGAUGAGAUUUUCGAUAAUAAAUAUAUUUUCUAGUGGUUUUUGAGAUUCUGAUCAUUAUUCCGAUGUUUAAAAUUGCAGAAAAAUGGAAUUUUCAUGUUUUUUCCAGCAAUUGUGUUGAAAUAUUGGAUUUUAAUCGUAUUCAUGGGAUAGAAAGCUCUAGAAUGAUAAAUUUUGAUGAAUUUACCUUAUUCCUAAGUGAUUUAGCGAUUUUUCGACUAAAAUUUCGACUAAACCUCGCUAAAUCACUAAGGGAUAACGUAAAUUCAUCGAAAUUCAUAUCAUUCUAGACCUUUCUAUCCUAUGAAUACGAUUAAAAUCCAAUAUUUUAACACAAUUGCUGAAAAAACAUGAAAAUUCUGCAAUUUUGGAGAAAUGAUCAGAAUCUCAAAAACUACUAGAAAAUAUAUUUAGUUAGUUGUUUGAACUCGAAAAGUGUUCAUAGAACACUCAAAAUUCCGCAAAAAACACCUGUUGUUUGCAGAUCUGCGACAAUUUCGAUAUGAUUUGUGGUGUUAGCACUGGAGGAAUCAUCGCCGCAUUGUUGACAGUCAAAAGAUAUUCCGUGAAAGAAUGCCGCGAAAUCUACAUGGAUAUUUCGAGAAAACUAUUCUCACAGGGAAAAUUCCAAGGAGGAUUGGGUCUGAUUUGGAAACACUCGUAUUAUAAUACAACUCUUUGGAUCAAUAUUCUGAAAGAGAUUAUUGGCGAAGAUGUGACAUUGAUAAGCACUUCGAGGAAAUUAAAUACGCCAAGAUUGGCGGUUAUCGCGUCAAUUGUGAAUUUGCCCACAAUUCAACCAUAUAUCUUCCGCAAUUAUGAUCAUCCAGCUGGAAGAGAUUCGCAUUAUCGAGGUGGUACUGAACAUCCAUUAUGGACUGCGAUUCAAGCAUCAGCUGCUGCUCCUCUAUAUUUCUCCGAAGUCAAAUUAGAUAAUUUACUUCUUCAAGACGGUGGAGUUUAUGCCAAUAAUCCAACCGCAAUCGCCUAUCAUGAAGCCAAACUUCUCUGGCCAAAUGAGAAAUUCAAUUGUGUUGUAUCGGUUGGAAAUGGUAGAACUGUUGCGAACAUUGAACAUGUUCCAACAUUAUCGUCGACUUCUUUUCAAGACAAACUUCUGAAGAUUAUUGAUUCGGCGACGGAUACGGAAGGAGUUCAUAUAAAUGUUCAUGAUAUGUUGCCGGAUAAGGUUUAUUAUCGAUUUAAUCCGUAUAUGACUUAUACUUAUGGAUUGGAUGAAAUUGAUGCGGAUAAGUGAGUGGAUUUUUUGUUUUGGAAUAAAAAUUCAAGUCGAAAAAAAAUAAUUAAAAAAAAAUUUUUUACAAAAAAUUUCGAUUCAGCACAUACGUCGCAUAGCCUCGUUCUAAAUCUACCAGUGCAUACCCCUAUUAUUGAAAAUUUCUGGGAAAAGGGAUACCCCUACCAUUUUUUCCUUUUUCUUUUUUAUUUGGAGUUGUAAAAACUUGAUAAUCAUAAUUUUUGUUAAAAUUUGAGCUCAAAAUUGCUUCACUUCGACAAAAAUCUCAUUCUCAUCACUUUUGGGUCAAAUUUUGAUUAAAAAUUCCUAUUUGUCAAAAACAAAAAAAAUACGUUUCAAAAUUUUGAUAUAAUUUAUUAUCAAAUAUUUUUUUCAAUAUAAUCACUAUUCAUAGGAUAAAUUCAAGUGGAAGAGUUUUUAGUAGUCGCAUUGAUAUAUUGUCAUUCCGAAAAUAAAAGAACCCCCAUUUGAAUUGGCGGUCACGUACAGUAGACUAAAGAUGACGUGACACAUGCACAUCAAACUGGUUGGCAAAUAGCCAACGUGUAAAUUUCGCAUUUUAUUUUUCAAAUAGACUCCAAAAUUUUGCGAAGUCUACUGUGGUCUUGGUUUCCUAGGCCAUUUCGGUUCUCUUUCAAGUUCUUAUUUUUUUCGGAAUGACAAUAUUUUUAUCAAUAAGCUCAUUAUUCAUUAAGUCUCAAAAUUUUGAUUAAAAAUUCCGAUUUGUCGAAAAACAAAAAUAAUACGUUUCAAAAUUUUGAUAUAAUUUAUUAUCAAAUAUUUUUUUCAAUGUCACUUUCAUUAUGUAUACCUGCAAAAAGCGAAGUUUGAAAGACUUUCGAGAUUCUCAAUGUUUAUACCUUUAACGUGUUCAUUUCAAAACCCGGGGGUUUUUUCUUGAUCUUUGGGAUUUCGUAUUGAGAAUAAAUUAAAACCAAAAUUCUCAAAAUUGGGAUGAAAAUUCUGAAAUUAUCGAUAGAUAGAGUACAAAAAUGAGACAAUAAAUUUCGAUUCAGAAAAUGUCGAAAAUCUAUAUUUUUUUUUCCUAUUUUUCCACACAAAAAUAUCUCUCAGCAAAAUGAAAAAAAUAUCAAAAAAUGGGAAAAUAAUAGUUUUGUUAGACAUUUUCUGAAUCGAAUUUUUUUUUUCAAUUAUUUUUUUUCGACUUGAAUCACCCCAUAAAAAUGAAUUUUGUGUAGCUAAAAUGAGUUAUGGCGUGGCAAAAUCAGAAAUUUUGAAAAAUCAUGAACUAACCUCAAUUUCAAGCCUAAGAUAUUUGCGGAAAGUUCCUAAAAUUCAAAUUUUGAUCAUCAAAAAGUUGAGUUCUCUGAUUUUUAACAUCAAAAUAGUGAAACAACUAGAAAAAUAUAUUUUUCAAUAAUUUUCCAGACUCGAACAAAUGCAAAACGACGCAAAACUCUACGUGCGCCGAAAUUCGGAAAAAAUCGAAGACGCCUCCAAAAUCCUCAUCCAACCACCAACAAUCAAUCAAAAAGCCCAAAGAUACAUCAAAAGUGCGCUGGAUCUUCGCGGAUUCUAUAAACCCGCUUAG
Molecule: messenger RNA, 3695 nt
Organism: Caenorhabditis angaria
Lineage: Eukaryota; Metazoa; Nematoda; Chromadorea; Rhabditida; Rhabditidae
Source: the annotation of a GenBank genome assembly